Cyclocybe aegerita is the source of this 5217-nucleotide messenger RNA. The record is from the annotation of a GenBank genome assembly. NCBI's taxonomy places the organism in Eukaryota, Fungi, Basidiomycota, Agaricomycetes, Agaricales, Hemipholiotaceae.
AUGAUGGCUUCAUCGUCGCGCCACGGUGCCCGCUCGGUAUCACCCGUCGAGGAGGACCUCCAACAGCUCUACAAUGAAGUAUGGGCCGUCUUCUCUGAAGAAACACCGCCGGCGUCCUCAGAUGGUGAUCUCGAGAACAUCUAUAACGGAUACACCGAUGAUAACGACCCCGUGCCGACGUCUUCGGCUGCUAGCCGCUCUUUACAUAUACCUCACCAACCCUCUGCACGAGCGCCCAGUCCAUACACCCCUCCUGUAGACACCAGCAGCCCGGCUGCACCAUCUCCUACCGCAACUUCUCCAACAAGACGCCGUCUCCCCCCAACGCCCGUGAGCCCAUCCUCAUCCACCACAUCGCCUUCGCCGCUUGCUAUGCCCGAACCCGACCCAUAUUAUCCGCCAGGAGCCUCACGGCCGCACCACCUCUACAACUCCUCCUCUUACUCCUCAUUCGCCUCCACUGGCCUUGUUGAUCAAGGGAAGAGGGCGACAGGGAGCAGCUCGGCUUCCAGCUCAGGACGGCGAUUACCUCAAGCUCCGGGAUACGGCAAUGGGUCGAUGGAUGAUGGAGAACGAACCCCGGUUUCCACCAUUGACCAACAGCCGCACUCUCAUUAUCAUGGAUCCAAACCCUCAUUCUCAAGCUCCAGCUCGUUUACUAGCUACACUACGAACACGAGUAACACCACGAACGACGGGUACUAUCGACCUCCUGGUGCCUUAGCUCCAGCUGUGCCUCCAAAACCGACGAUCUAUCGCGACUACCCGUUGGAUCCAGCACCUUACGAUGCCUACCGUCAAGACGACAGGAGUGUGAGGAAUGACUCUGCCCACCCUCAAUCCCACUACACCCCGUCAACCUCACAAAGUCAGACACACCUUCCUGUCAAGCAACCAGCUCCACCACCCCCACCGCCUCCUGCUGUCGACCACAGAAUUGAUCAAUAUGUAACUUAUAGCUCGCCUCCGGCCACGGUAUCGCCCUAUGAAGGAUUUCCCGACUUCACCCUUAAAAACCUUUCUGGCAGCCCAUCGAAGAACAGCUUCUUUGAUCGAAAUGCACCCUCAUCUUCUUCAAGAGUUGGGCGGUAUGAUCAACCUGAUCCUGGUCCAUCACGUACCGACUACAAUUCCCCUCCACAAGACGAAGAAGAGGACAACUGGGAUCCCAAUCAGUACAUGUACAACGAAGGCAAGGAGGGUUACGACAAUGACUACGCUCAAGACAGGCCAAGUAGCGUUCUGCGGCGCCCAACCGACAUGUUGCGAUCUUUGGCGGAUUACUCAGGCGAACCUCUGGACGUAAAGGAACAACCUCAGGACGAAUACUGGGAAGACGAAGACGAGGAUGAUGAGACAAGAUUUGUUAACUUCUCGUUGUUAUCCCAUAUUGCCAUGCAACUCCGUGACAAAGUUCCGCGAGGCACCCAUGUCAAAGGCAGUAUCCCAUACCCUCGAGCGUUUACUGGCAAAGACAUUGUGUCGACUAUCCAGACGCAGAUCCAACGCGAACUCGCAAUCAACCAUGGUGUAUCGACGAAUGAUAGACGGGUUGCUUUACAGGUUGCUCGAAGUUUACAAAACCAGCUCUUCUUCUACGAAGUCGAGUGGGGCAGUCGUCCAUUGCAAGAUGGUGUUGAGGACGUGUACAUGUUCCUCGAUGAUCAGGAAGGUCCUUCUGAUUCGAUUCAGGAGCGUGAAGAACUGCCGACCGGCGUCGUCACAAUGCUGACAAGAUGCUAUUCGCCAAGCUGCGGAGAAGGCCCACCUUGCUAUUCCUUCACUUGUCCUCGAAAGGGCAAUCACACAUUUGGUUCUCUCCCAGCUCAAGCAGAGACACCGACACCCACAAAAGUGGAGGAAUGGACAAAGACAAUAAGUCCAGAUGUUUUGAAGUCCCUACCUGAAACUGAAGUCAACAGACAAACGAUCAUUCACAAACUGAUCUCACGAGAGGAACAGUACCUACAAGAUAUUGACAUCAUCGAGAAUGUUUUCAUCAAGCCUCUGCGGUCUGCGAAUCCUCCUAUUAUGCCGUCUCAACAGCUCGAGGACCUCAUUGAUGACAUAUUCGGCAAUAUUCUCGACCUCCGCGAGUGUAAUCGUAGGCUGCUUGAGGUAAUGUAUGUCCGCCAACGCGAAGAGGGCCCUAUCAUUCUACGCAUUGGUGAUAUCUUCCUUGACGCUGCGACCGAAUUCCGAUUUGCGUAUCCUACCUAUAUCGGGCACUAUCCAAUAUCGGAGAAGCGACUGAAAGAUGAGAUGGACAGCAAUUCAGCUUUCAGGUUGUUCCUUGAGCAAUGCUCUCGCGAGCAAACUUCACGCUCUGGAGAUUCUCCACGUCUUGACCUCAAGCACUUCCUCAACCGACCGUCAGAGCACUUGCAGAAGUACCCUGUAUUGCUUGAGGCGGUGUAUCACGAGACGGCACCUGAGAACCCUGACGCUGAGUUCCUGGUUGAGGCGAUUGAGGCGAUCAAGAACCUACAAUCCGUGGCACAAUUGCGCACAUUCCAGUCGGCGAUGGGCAAGGGCACUCCCGGCAAGUGGGAAUGGCAUGAUAUCGUCUCAAAGGAACUUCGUGAGGGUUUCUCGAAGAAGGAGGCGAAGCGUCAAUCGAUUAUUUUCGAACUGAUCAAAGGAGAAAUGGCGUACGUCAAGGAUUUGGAGAACAUCAUGCAUAUCUACAUCAUCCCUUUGCGCAAUGCCGAUCCACCCAUAAUCCCUCCUGACAGGCUCGAGCAAUUCAUUGAAGAAGUUUUCCAUAACUACUCUGAGCUGUACGAUCACCACAAGCGGCUGGUAGACAAAUUCCACGAGAUCCAACGCGAACAACAUCCGCAUAUCAACAGCAUAACUGCUCCUAUGUUCGACGCCGCCCUCAACUUCAGAGAAGCCUACAUGGAGUACAUCCCGAAUUACCCCAUUGCUGCAUACCGAAUUGAUGAUGAAAUGGCCAACAACCUGGCAUUCAAGACCUUCGUCGAUCAAUGUGUUCGCCAUCCCGAUGCCCACCGUCUGGACAUGAAGAACUUUAUCAAUCGGCCCAUCCCUCGCCUCCUCCGCUACGAGCUCCUAUUGAAGGGUAUAAUGGAUGAAACACCUCCAGGGCACGAGGACCUUGAUACGAUACCCAACGUUGUCGAUGUGAUCAAGGCUCUUGGAAAAGAGACAGAGCCUGGAGUGGCCUCAGCGAAGUCGAAGGUUGAAGUAUGGCGGUACAAUGCCAAUCUUUCGUUCAAACCAGGGGAAUCCAUCGACAUGGAUCUGCUUGACCCGAAUCGCUCUCUGGUUCAUUCAGGAAAGCUUCUUCGACAGCCUGAAAGCGGUCUCGAAUGGAAUGGUUGGAGCGAACUUCAUGUUCUUCUGUUCGAUAACUACUUGGUCAUGACAAAACCGAAAGAGAAGGAUGGUGUUAUGAAAUACGUCGUUAAUCGUCGGCCAAUACCUCUGGAUCUCUUGACCCUCGUCAACUUCACUGAUCCUCCGACGCAAAGAAGCACUGGUAUCCUCCGCAAUCUGCGUAGGGAUGAGCGCCACGAUGGUGCAAGUAGCAAUCAAACUGUUUCGCCCGAAAAUGCCGCCGAUUCUCGUUCUGUCUAUCCUCUCACACUCCACCACAACGGGAGAACUGGUGGCCCAUACAUUCUCUAUGCCGAGUCUGGCCAGAUCCGAAAUGAAUGGAAGGAGAAACUGCAAGAGGCUCUUGGGACACGCAAGGUCGUGCAAGAAUCUAACAAGGCCUUCGAGAUCGAGUACUUGAGUCGGGAUACCUUCGUUAUGCCUGCAGUGUCCAUGGGCAACAAUGGGCCGUCAUGGAAUCAAGACAACCAGUUUACAGGAAAAGUGACGUGCUCAGUUCCUUUCAAUACUCCUGACGGUCGAGCUCUGGUGGCUAUUGGAUGUACAGAAGGUGUCUGGAUUGGCUUCAGACAUGACCCCAAGUCCAUCCGCCGUGUUCUUCACCUCAAGAUGGUCACACAAUGUGCAAUGCUCGAAGAGUUUGGUAUCUUCCUCGUCCUGGCCGACAAGGCACUCUUUGCAUACCACAUUGAGGCGCUUGUUCCAUCAACACCUCACGGAGCUCAUACCGCUCAGGUCCCUCAAAAGCUCAGUGGUACCAAGGAUGUCCAUUUCUUCAGUGUUGGGACAUUACAAGGACGCACGCUCAUUGUGUACAUGAAGAAGAAAGGAAUGGAUAGCAUAUUCCGAGUGCUCGAACCUGUUGGCGAGAAAAUCAACGAAAGGGUCAAGGCCACUGUUGGAUUUGGCUCUCGGCUUGGUUUCCGUUCUGCCAAAUCGGAGUGGUUCAGAGUAUACAGAGACUUUUUCCUGCCCUCUGAUUCCUUCGAUGUCAUCUUCCUUAAGGCUCGCAUCGCGAUCUUCUGCGCCAAGGGCUUUGAAAUCAUGAAUCUCCACGACUUCGACAGUAUUACGCUUCCACAGCGAGAAGACCCACGACAUGCCCAAAUCGUCAAACGGUGCGAAAACGCCCGACCGCUUGGCAUGUUUCGUUCAACAGACGAUGAAUUCCUCCUUUGUUACGAUGAAUUUGGCUUGUACGUCGACAAACAUGGCGAUCCGUGUCGGUCAGCAGGCACAAUAGAAUGGGAAGGUACUGCCGAACGAGUCGCAUUCCACUCGCCCUACAUCCUGCUUUUCGAUUCUCGCUUUAUCGAGAUCCGACAUAUCCAGACUGGACGGUUGGCACAGAUCAUCUCGGGGACGGAGAUGCGCUGUACGUGGGACGGCCGGGGCGGAAAUUCUCGCGUCGUCAAUCCGGAUCCUGCGGACGAGUUCCAGGAAGCGCAGGUUCAUUUUGUGAUGAACAGUAUGGACAACGCUCCUGGCACCGGAAUGAGGCAGCGAAAUAUUGUCCAGCACGUAUGCGAGCUCAUACCCACUGUUGCUCUUUAUCCCACAGCUGGGCCGAUGUCGGCACCAGCAGGCACAACUCCUAACCCGCCUGUGCAAAUCACUCCCGUCGCGUACAACGGCGGAUAUGCCCCCUCUGCAAUCCAUGCACCAGCCAGUUCAUAUGCUUCUUCUGCAGCAUCUUCUCCUCAUCUGUACACAUCGGCUCAACCACCUCCUCCAAACAUGUACUCACCGGCACCAGUUCCGCCUAACAUGCCCAGUGGCGGGGCGUACUACGAUCGGGGAGGCUAUCCGUCUCGUUCGCCUGAUUUACAGCCUACACACUCAUGGAGGUCGUGA